Messenger RNA from Entrophospora sp. SA101, 246 nucleotides. The record is from the annotation of a GenBank genome assembly. NCBI's taxonomy places the organism in Eukaryota, Fungi, Glomeromycota, Glomeromycetes, Entrophosporales, Entrophosporaceae.
AUGGGACAUAGUAAGAAACAAAAAUUACAUAAAAUUGUACAGCACAUUUUGUCUCAGAUUAUUAUUCCAAGUGAACUAGAAAAAAUUCUAAAUGCACUAAACAGUCCUAUUCAAUUAGAUUCAGAUAAACAAGAUCAGAAUAUACAGAUAUUCUUAAUGAAGAGGAAAACACUUCAAUGUCUUUAUCUAUUACGACCUAAUUACGACAUUACGGCUUUAAUUACAGCUAUCGUUCAGAUGUCGUAA